This is a messenger RNA of Cetraspora pellucida, 539 nucleotides long. NCBI's taxonomy places the organism in Eukaryota, Fungi, Glomeromycota, Glomeromycetes, Diversisporales, Gigasporaceae. The record is from the annotation of a GenBank genome assembly.
UUCAUAAACUUCAACCAAGAUUUAUUCAAUAUGCAUCUUUUAAUGGCAUACAAGAUUUAAAUGAAGUACAUAAACCAGAUCUUACCUCUCUUUCUUAUAAUAAAAUUGGUAAUCAAAUUUUUAAACAUAGAGGUGUUAUAAAAGAUGUAGCAACUAGAUUUCAUAAAAGUUGUGCUUUAACUAAUAAGUCUUUUGUAUCAUUAGUUAAAAUGUUUAAAGCAAUUUAUGAAGAUUCUAAUAAUUAUCUUAUAUGGCCAAAAGUUUUAAUUGUGAAUAAAGGCAUUGAAUAUCUAGCUGUAAAAAAAGCUUUAAAAGAUUCAGUUUUAUAUUUACUUGAAUUCAGAGAAUUAGAAUUUGGCAAAAGACACAUUACUGAUAUGAAUUGGUCUUCAAAGGUUUAUCACAUUAAAGAAUUAUUAAUACAAAAAAAUCAACUAGUGUUAUACUGGCUUAUAGAUGAAAAUAGAAAUGGUCCUGAAAAAACAUUUGUGAGAGAACAAUUGAUAAAAGUUGGUAAAGUUGUGUAUCCACCUAAAUGA